Cyprinodon variegatus (sheepshead minnow) is the source of this 2627-nucleotide messenger RNA. It is a transcript of the gene plch1, whose product is annotated as phospholipase C eta 1. The record is from RefSeq and is a predicted model, not a curated record. Lineage: Eukaryota; Metazoa; Chordata; Actinopteri; Cyprinodontiformes; Cyprinodontidae. The transcript is spliced from 20 exons. The coding region runs from base 68 to 2473 and encodes 801 amino acids. Gene Ontology annotation, biological process: phosphatidylinositol-mediated signaling; lipid metabolic process. Gene Ontology annotation, molecular function: phosphatidylinositol-4,5-bisphosphate phospholipase C activity.
UCAGGAAGCAGACACCGAUGAUCAGCAGGGUACACUGACGUACGAGGAGUUCUCUGUCUUCUACAAGAUGAUGUCUCUAAGAAGGGACCUGUUCCUGCUUAUGAUGGCAUACAGUGACAGAAAGGACCAUCUAACUGCAGAGGAGCUUACCAAUUUCCUGCACACGGAGCAGAAGAUGACCAACGUGACUUCGGAGUAUGUUGCGGAAAUCGUUGAAAAGUUUGAGGUAUCUGAUGAAAACAAAGAACGAGGUGUUUUGGGGAUAGAAGGUUUCACAAGUUUUAUGCGUAGUCCGACGUGUGACAUUUUCAACCCUUUGCAUAAUGAAGUGAAUCAGGACAUGGAGCAGCCUUUGUGUAACUACUUCAUCGCCUCCUCUCAUAACACAUACCUAACCGGGGACCAGCUUCUCUCCCACUCCAAGACUGACAUGUAUGCCUGGGUGCUGCAGUCUGGCUGCCGCUGUGUGGAAGUUGAUUGUUGGGAUGGACCCGAUGGAGAGCCGAUGGUGCAGCAUGGAUAUACCCUGACAUCCAAAAUACCAUUCAAGUCUGUCAUAGAGACCAUCAACAAAUAUGCCUUCAUAAAUAACAAAUAUCCAGUGAUCCUGUCCAUUGAGAACCACUGUAACAUCCAGCAGCAGAAAAAGAUUGCACAGUACCUACGGGAAAUAUUUGGAGACAAACUAGACGUGGGAGAUGUGCUGAGCAGAGACUCCAAAACAUUACCCAGUCCACACAGCCUGCAAGGAAAGAUCCUCAUCAAAGGUAAGCGCCUGCCCGCCUAUCUGUCUGCGGAUGCUGAGGAGGGGGAAGUGUCUGAUGAUGACAGUGCUGACGAAAUUGAAGAGGACUUCAAACUCAAAAGCAGUAAUGGCAAUGGCCAAACCCAAGUGGAGUCUCACAUCAGAAAGAAACUAGACUCUCUUCUGAAGGAGUCCCGGAUCGUAGACAAGGAGGACACCGACAGCUUCAGCAUCCGAGCUCUUCUUAGAGCCACACACCAGGGCCUUCAGAAGAACCUGCGGCAGAGCUCCAAAGGGGUUCUAAGGAAAUCUCAAAGCAGGUCCCUUAUCACAACACUUAAACAAAAGAGGCACUCCAAAUCAAGGCUGACAUGUCAAAGUGUGGAGAAGGAGGAAGACUCUCAGGAAAGGUCUGGGAGAGAAGCUGGAGGACAGUUCAACAGGAUUGGAAGAAAAAGGAAGACAAUAAAACUAAGUAGAGAUCUAUCAAACCUGGUAGUCUUCACCAAUUCUGUUGCCUCACAGGAAUGCUUAAAUGACGGAACUCCAGGUGAUGUUUUGUCAUUCAGCGAGACCAGAGCGCAAUCUCUGGUCAAUCACAAGGCUGAGCAGUUCCUGACAUUUAACCAGAGACAACUGUCAAGGAUUUAUCCCUCAGCCUAUCGUAUCGACUCCUCAAAUUUCAACCCGCAGUUCUACUGGAAUGUUGGUUGUCAAUUGGUUGCGCUGAACUAUCAAACAGAUGGACGGAUGAUGCAGCUCAACAGAUCAAAAUUCAUGGUGAAUGGAGGCAUUGGUUACGUCCUCAAGCCGCCUCCUAUGUGUAAAGGCUCUUUCAACCCAUUCAGUGAUGACCCACUUCCAGCUUACCCCAAGAAACAGCUCGUACUCAAGAUCAUUAGUGGACAGCAGCUGCCCAAACCACCAGACUCCAUGCUGGGGGACCGUGGAGAGAUUAUUGAUCCAUUCGUUGAAGUGGAGAUCAUUGGUUUACCCAUUGACUGCUGCAAGGAACAGACGAGAGUUGUUGAUGACAAUGGUUUCAAUCCAGUGUGGGAGGAGACUCUUUCCUUCACACUUCACAUGGCUGAGCUGGCACUUGUGCGUUUCCUUGUCUGGGACCAUGACCCGAUCGGACGAGACUUCAUCGGUCAACGGACUGUGGCCUUCAGCAGUCUGAUGCCUGGUUACAGGCAUGUUUACCUGGAAGGACUGACGGAAGCUUCCAUUUUUGUGCAUGUGUCUGUGCAUGAUGUUUAUGGGAAGUGGAGCCCUCUUGUCCUGAACCCAAGCUUUACCAUAAUGCACUUUUUAGGAGCUAGCAAGAAUCAUCAACUACGUGGUAUAAGAGGGUUCUUCAACCGGUCCUCCAAGUCCUCUGUGGACACAAACACCUCUGGUCUUCGGAAACGCUCCAUUAGUGAUCACCUCCUGCGACGAACAGCCAGCGCACCAGCAAAGGGAAGGAAGAAGACAAAAAUGGCUCUAUCUGAGUCAGUGGCUUCGAUAUCUGAUCAUGGCAAUGGUGCUGAUGCAGGGGCAUCAGGAGGAGAAGGCCCCUCAGUGAGGGCAGAGGGAGCAGAGAAGCCACUUCAGCCUCGAGCGCCUCUUAUCCAUAGACCCAUUUCCAUGCCUUUAGACAGGUUACUGCAAGGGCAGUUGUCUAUCUGUGCCCCAGACAACGAAGAGAAUGACAUUGGUGCAGACUCUAUCACCGUAGAGAACUGACUAGGAAUUUCCUGCAGGAGCUUCUGGAUUCAAGAGACCCAGGUCUUCCUCCAUGAAUGUUUUUACAGAAUCAUCUGUUUCUGUUCAAAAGAACAUUUAUAUCCCUUCAAAGACAAACAGAAAGAAAGAGCAUGAUCGACCAGACGAGACUUCC